AUGCCCGAGACGCUGCUGCGCGUGAAGCCGGCCGAGAACGAGAGGAAGAAAGCGAAUGAAGAGAUUACAGACAGAGAGCACGAGAGAUUACUGGAGAACACGACCACGACCACCACGCCGAGAUCAGUCAUAAUCGUCCCCCGCAGCAAAUCCCAGGCCGCCUGCCGGCGCGUGACCCCCACCUCCAUUUCCGAUACCGGCGGCGCUAAUGGGGUUUUCGAGAAGCGUCUCCCGAACGGGGAUCUGUACAUCGGGACCUUCCUCAACAACGCGCCCCACGGAUCCGGUAAGUACCUUUGGAGGGAUGGGUGCAUGUACGAGGGGGAGUGGAAAAAGGGGAAAGCGUGCGGGAGGGGGAAAUUCUCCUGGCCGUCUGGCGCGACCUUCGAGGGCGAUUUCCGGUCGGGCCGGAUGGAGGGAUCCGGCACCUUCAUUGGUCCGGACGGGGACAUGUACAGAGGCACAUGGGCCGGGGAUCGGAAGCACGGCUACGGGGUCAAGCACUACAGCAAUGGGGACUACUACGAAGGGCACUGGAAGAGAAAUUCGCAGGACGGGCAAGGUCGGUAUCUAUGGAGGAAUGGGAACGAGUACAUUGGGGAGUGGAAAAACGGGUUGAUCCACGGCAGAGGGGUUUUGGUAUGGAACAAUGGGAAUAGAUAUGACGGUAAUUGGGAAAAUGGUGUCCCGAGAGGGCACGGGGUGUUCACCUGGCCAGACGGCAGCUGCUACAUGGGCUGCUGGGCAAAUGAUAUCGGCAAGAACAGCAAUGGGAACCAGAUUCUGAAUGGGACUUUCUACCCUGCUCACAAUGGCAAGAAAAGUAGUGAUAGUGAAAAUGUUGAGGGUUUGAAGGGAUGCUUUAGUCAGAAAUUGUCCACGCCGUUGAUGGUGGUGGAGGAGAAGGGUGUAGACAUGGUGGCUGAGGACUGUGGCGGGAAAGUACGUCCGUCUAUUGAGACAGCUGAUAGGGCUUUUCCGAGAAUUUGCAUUUGGGAUUCGGAUGGUGAAGCAGGUGACAUAACUUGUGAUAUAAUCGAUAAUGCGGAGGCCACCAUGUUGUUCAGAGAUGGGUUUGCGUUCGAUCGGGAUGGACUAAGACAGUUUAGGAGGAACAUGUGUUCUUUGAGUGGUGAAGUUAAGAAGCCAGGGCAGACUAUAUCAAAAGGGCAUAAGAAUUAUGAUCUGAUGCUCAAUCUCCAAUUGGGUAUUAGGCACUCUGUGGGGAAACAUGCUUCAGCGUUGCGUGAACUUAAGCUGAGUGAUUUUGACCCUAAAGAGAAGUUCUGGACUAGGUUCCCUCCUGAGGGAUCGAAACUUACACCGCCUCAUCAAUCGAUGGACUUUCGGUGGAAAGAUUAUUGCCCUGUGGUUUUUAGACAUUUGAGGGAGCUAUUUCAAGUAGAUCCUGCGGAUUAUAUGUUAGCUAUUUGUGGUGAUGAUGCCCUGAGGGAGCUUUCGUCUCCAGGGAAGAGUGGAAGUCUCUUUUACUUGACACAUGACGAUAGGUUCAUGAUCAAAACAGUGAAAAAGUCAGAAGUCAAGGUGCUUAUAAAAAUGCUUCCUAGUUAUUACCAGCAUGUCUGUCAAUAUGAAAAUUCGCUUGUGACGAAAUUCUAUGGCGUCCAUUGUGUUAAACCAGUCGGAGGCAUAAAAACCCGGUUCAUCGUGAUGGGGAAUAUGUUCUGCUCAGACUAUCGAAUUCAUAGGAGGUUCGAUUUAAAGGGAUCCUCUCAUGGCCGUACAACAGACAAGCCUGAAAGAGAAAUUGAUGAAACCACAACUCUUAAGGAUCUUGAUCUCAACUUUGUAUUUCGGCUGCAAAGUAAUUGGUAUCUAGAGUUGAUGAAACAAAUUGAUCGUGACUGUGAAUUCUUGGAGGCAGAGAGGAUUAUGGAUUACAGUCUCCUAGUGGGUCUUCAUUUUCGUGAUGAUAGCACUGGAGACAAAAUUGGUUUGUCCCCUUUUUUGUUGCGUACAGGAAAGAAUACUUCGUAUCAAAGUGAAAAAUUCAUGCGAGGUUGUCGUUUUCUUGAAGCCGAACUCCAAGAUAUGGACCGCAUUUUAGCUGGCAGGAAGCCACUUAUCAGGCUGGGUGCCAACAUGCCUGCCCGAGCCGAGCGUGUGGCCCGAAGGUCUGAUUUCGAUCACUACACGAACAUUGGAUCAAACAAUUUGAUGAGACCCUCACGAAGCCGUGAAGUCUAUGAAGUGGUCCUCUACUUUGGGAUAAUCGACAUUUUGCAAGACUAUGACAUCAGCAAGAAGCUCGAGCACGCGUACAAAUCCCUACAGGUGGACCCCACCUUGAUCUCAGCUGUCGACCCAAAACUUUAUUCCAAGAGGUUUCGUAAUUUCAUCGGGCGAAUAUUCGUCGAGGAUAGGUGA
This is a messenger RNA of Striga hermonthica, 2388 nucleotides long. The record is from the annotation of a GenBank genome assembly. Lineage: Eukaryota; Viridiplantae; Streptophyta; Magnoliopsida; Lamiales; Orobanchaceae.